This is a messenger RNA of Rangifer tarandus platyrhynchus (Svalbard reindeer), 483 nucleotides long. Lineage: Eukaryota; Metazoa; Chordata; Mammalia; Artiodactyla; Cervidae. The record is from the annotation of a GenBank genome assembly.
AUGGGCUCCAGGCUCCUCUGCUGGGCGACCCUCUGUCUCCUGGGGGUGGGGUACAUAUCAGCUGAAGUUGCCCAGUUCCCCAGCCACAGGGUCAUAGAGAAGAAGCAGGCUGUGAAUCUGAGCUGUGACCCUAUUUCUGGACAUGAUUCUCUCUUUUGGUACUACCAUGCUGUGGGGAAAGAAAUGAAGCUUCUGAUUUACUUCAUAAGAGAGUCUGUGCAGGACGACUCGGGGAUGCCCAAAGGCCGAUUCACAGCAGAAAGGACGGAAGGGACGUCUUCUACGCUGAGGAUCCACUCUGCAGAACUGGGUGACUCGGGAGUUUAUUUCUGUGCCAGCAGCCGAGACACAGCGCUUCAGAGUUCUGUCCUUGCUGUGCAAAACCACAUCCUAUCCGCUCCUCUCAAGUCAGGCAGCCCUGAACAGAAGUCUUUCUCUGUGCCGCCUCCCAAAGGAAGAGAGGAGGGGAAGAACUGGAAUUAA